Molecule: messenger RNA, 264 nt
Organism: Plasmodium inui San Antonio 1
Lineage: Eukaryota; Apicomplexa; Aconoidasida; Haemosporida; Plasmodiidae
Exons: 1
Coding region: 1-264 (87 amino acids)
Source: RefSeq, a predicted model, not a curated record
AUGAAGCUUCUCUUAGCGACCCCAUGUACUCUCUACAUAACAUUAUUAUUUGUCCUGUGGGUUCAUGCUAUAAUGGGAAAAGAACACAUGAACAAUCAAGAUUUCGCUGAAACAGAACAAGCAGCCAGGGCAAUUAGGAAGCUCUUAAAUGGAGAAGUAGAUACUAUCAAAUUAGAAAAUGGCAAUGAACUAAAAAUAAGAUCAAGGGAUGAAAAACACGAUGCGCAUAAGAGAUAUAAUGACAAAAGUAACUAUUCAUUAUAG